This is a messenger RNA of Cantharellus anzutake, 1452 nucleotides long. RefSeq lists its product as uncharacterized. The record is from RefSeq and is a predicted model, not a curated record. Lineage: Eukaryota; Fungi; Basidiomycota; Agaricomycetes; Cantharellales; Hydnaceae. The transcript has 4 exons. Bases 1 to 1398 code for a protein of 465 amino acids.
AUGCAUCUGUGUCUGGAGAAUCACUCGAAAAAUCUUGUCUCCUUCUGGCAAGGGAGAUACAAGGAUCUGGACGAGGGAAAAGAGCACUACCGCAUCCCCGACAAUGUGUGGGAGCAGAUCGGGGAGGAAACCUCUCGUGCAGGUGACACAAUUCCCUCAAGCUUUGGUCAUCGCACUCCUAACAUCUGGACUGAGCGACACUUAUUCACUGCCGAAGACUGGUCCUGUUGGAUGAUUCAUAUCGCACCCUAUGUCUUGCGAGGCCGAUUCAACAGACCAAAAUAUUAUCACCAUUUUAUGAAGUUCAACUCGAUUCUCAAACGCACGAUACAGUACUCUUUCACAGAGCAAGAUUUAAUCGAACUUGAAGACGACAUUAUUGUGUAUGUGAAAGAGCAUGAGAGUAUCUACUACCAGUUUUCUUCCGAACGACUGUCCGCAUGCCCACUCACUGUCCACGCUCUCCUUCACAUCCCUCUUGAUAUCCGCAACAAUGGACCCCCUUGUAAUAAUUGGACAUUCAUUAUGGAAAGGUGGUGUGGGUCAUUGCUCCCGUGCAUCAAAUCCCGAAGGGAACCGUUCACAUCCAUCGCCUUACGACAAUACCAGGCAGCUCAGCUCUUCGAGAUCAUUAACCGAUUCAACCUUACAGAUCUCAUGCCAAUCAACCCCGACAAAAACCUUCCCUCGCAACAUGAGAAGUAUUUGUCCCAAUCUGAUUGUGCGUUAUUGUUCUGUAUAAUUUCAACAGAUCCUAUCUCAUUCUUACGCAAUCCAGUCACGCGCUCCCAUAUCCCUGAGCCUUCCAUUCGCAAAAAAGUUGCCAAGCAACUCCGUACGUCGUUUGGCGGUACAAUGAGCUUCUGGCUGGAGCUCAUCCCGCAAGUAAUGCCGCGCUGGACCAAAGUUCGCAUUGGAAAUGGUGGGGAUCUUAUUCGUGGGGCGAUCGCUCACAGUGCAAGUGUGAACGAACGGAAUUUACGCGACGCAUCUUUUGUCCGGUAUGAACUUAACAUCGAUAUCAAAGCACAUCUCCCCAAGGCCGAGCCCGAGUUCGUCCGGCGGGUCUUUUAUGGUCGCCUCGAAUAUAUACUUGAAUGUGCCAUUCCACCAAAUAGGGUUUCAAAGAAUGGUGAGCCAAGAAUACACCUUCUUGCUGUAAUCACAACACUGGACACCGAAGGACACGAUGCAACCUCGGAAUUGACAUAUUUCAAAUCGGUCUCCUCAUAUGUCGAGGUUGUGGAUCUAAACGCUGUAUGUGCCGUUGUUGGCCGACUCAGGGUUGGGAAGGUGGAUCCACGGUGGGCAAUUGUAGAUCGCAGGGGAUCCUGGUCUCGCACCGUAUUCAAGGACGAUUCACUAUCUAUGGGUGCCCAACAGGACAUAGGUUCAUGAUGUACACGUCAUAACGCGCAUUACAAAAUAGUAAUAUUACGACUAAAAGAUUAU